This is a messenger RNA of Cebus imitator (Panamanian white-faced capuchin), 519 nucleotides long. Its product is annotated as cofilin-1-like. The record is from RefSeq and is a predicted model, not a curated record. Gene Ontology annotation, cellular component: lamellipodium; actin cytoskeleton; actin cortical patch. The coding region runs from base 1 to 519 and encodes 172 amino acids. Gene Ontology annotation, biological process: cell motility; actin filament severing; actin filament fragmentation. The transcript has 2 exons. Gene Ontology annotation, molecular function: actin filament binding. NCBI's taxonomy places the organism in Eukaryota, Metazoa, Chordata, Mammalia, Primates, Cebidae.
AUGGCUUCUGGUGUGGCCAUCUCUGAUGGUGUCAUCAAGGUGUUUACUGACUUGAAGGUGGGCAAAUCUUCCACACCAGAGGAGGUGAAGCAGCACAGGAAAGUGGUGUUGCUCUUCUGCCUGACAGAGGACGAGACGAACACCACCCUGGAGGAGGGCGAGGAGACCCUGGUGGAUGACGUGUGCUGGACCACUGACCACCCCUAUGCCACCUUUGCCAAGAUGCUGCAGACAAAGACUGCUGCUGCGCCCUCAGAGGUGAUGCAACCUGAGACCCAGGAGAGCAAGGAGGACCUGGCGUUUAUCUUCUGGGCCCCUGAAUCUGCACCCCUUAAGGGCAAAAUGGCCUAUGCCAGCUCUAAGGAUGACAUAAAAAAAAAGGUGAAAGGGAUCAAGCACGAACAAGGGAACUGCUACCAGGAGGUCAAGGACGGUGGCAACUGGCAGAGAAGCUGGGAGCAGUGCCGUCAUCUCCCUGGAGGACACGCCUUUGUGAGUACCCUCCAGCCCCAGGCCUGA